Messenger RNA from Gilbertella persicaria, 1843 nucleotides. RefSeq names its product coth protein-domain-containing protein. The transcript is spliced from 2 exons. The record is from RefSeq and is a predicted model, not a curated record. NCBI's taxonomy places the organism in Eukaryota, Fungi, Mucoromycota, Mucoromycetes, Mucorales, Choanephoraceae. The coding region runs from base 169 to 1740 and encodes 523 amino acids.
CUUUUGAAUUCUAAAUUGAAAACUGGUUUGCACUACUUUAUUGUCUGUUAACUUUUUGAAUGCUUUUUAGUUCUAUUUUUGGAACGGUGAUUUGGUUACUAAAAGUUUUGUAUAAAAGGAGCUGUUAAACUGCUCUUUCUUUUGCAUCCUCAUCUUUUUUCUUUUUCAAUGAAAUUUUCUCUUUUUGCGGUUUCUGCCGGUUUACUUUCUUUAGCUCAAGCCGCUACUGUUGAAUUCAAGAUUGUUGCACCCGGCGCAAAGUCCGUUCAAGUUAGCGUCAAUGGUCAACUCACUCAAUUAAAUGCACCCUAUGCCAAUGUUCCCUUCUAUAAUGGUACUGCUGAAAUUGGUGCCUCUACUUCAUACAACUAUGUCGUUGAUGGCAAUGCUGAAACGUUCACUCGUGCUCUCUCCUCAAACAUCACAGCCACCUUCAAUGACUUCUUUGAUCGUCCUAUCACUGUAGCCAAUAUCCCUGCAUUUCCUCGCCCCUUAGACAACGGCAAGCAAUGGAACAGAGCUGAUCAAAACCCUGAUCUUUUUGACUCUAACUACAUGCCCACCAUCUUUGCUCAUGGUGACCAAUCCAGUUUGGAUAACCUUGUUGAAAACGUUCCUAAAGAAAAGGUUACUGUUGAUUUGACUUUUGUUGGUAGAGACUAUGUUCAACAAUUUACUAAUGUCUCAUUGGGCAUUUCUGGUGCUGGUAAAAAGCACAAUCCUGCCAAGCAAUCUUGGAGAAUGUAUCUUUCCGAAGGUGAUUAUAUCAACAACCGUAAUAUCUUCAAGAUUCGUCAUAUGGAAGAAGAUCCUACUCAAAUGCGUGAGAAGCUUUAUGCUGAUGUCCUUCGUGCCAUGGGUACCUAUGCUAAUCAAGCCAAUAUGGUCCGUUUCUUUAUUAAUGGUGAAGGUUUUGGUACUUUCAACAUGCUUGAAGAUGUCGAUAGAUACUCUUACAUUCGUGCCAACUUUUAUGCUGGUAACCCUCCCGCACAGAUGGGUCCUGUCUACGAUGGUGGUACUGGUGCUAGCUUCAAAUACUCUGAAAACAUGGAUGACUAUGCUGCUUUUGAAGCAACAAAGGGUUCUCCUGAAACCUAUGAAGCCAUUGCUCCUCUGGCCAAGGCUUUCCAUGACACUGAUGUCAAGGACAACAAUGCUAUUCAAGAAUUCGAAAAGAUGUUUGAUAUUGAUCAAUUCUUGCGCUUCAUGGUUAUGGAAUACCUUACUGGUAGUUGGGAUGCUUACUGGAUGAUGCAAUCUAACGAUGGCGCCUACAAGGACUAUGCUAACAACAACACUUGGUAUUACUUGGGUCAGGAUUACGAUGCCACCUUUGGUGUUAACCUUGCUGAGGAUGUCAUGAACCUCUCAUACAAAGACUACCCUGCAAAAUACCCUGAUGCUGUCUUGAUCAACGGCUUCCUCCAAAACGAUGAUCUUCGUACAAGAUUUGAAACUUACCUUGUUGACACAGUCAAGAGUUUGUUCAAUAACAAUACUCUUGGCAACCACAUCAUGGCUUACCGUGAAUACAUUGCUCCUGACCUCAAAUGGGAUCGUUCUAUUAAACAAAGAUCACCCGGUAUGGUCUUUGGCUGGAGCUAUGAACAGACCUACGAUGGUCUCUUUACUGAAGUUGUUGCACCUGGCGCAGAGAGUGGUGCUGCCUAUGGUCUUACUCAAUGGAUUGCCAUGAAAGCUGCUGUUGUUGCUAAAGAAUUCAACUUCUCCUUGUAAAAAAACUGAAUAAUCAUAUCCCUUUAUAUCAUAAGAAACAACAGAUUAAUACCUCUUGUAAAAAUAAACGUAAUUCUGUAAUAAACUAUUUACUAUCAAAAAG